Plasmodium yoelii is the source of this 6276-nucleotide messenger RNA. Its product is annotated as conserved Plasmodium protein, unknown function. The record is from RefSeq and is a predicted model, not a curated record. Lineage: Eukaryota; Apicomplexa; Aconoidasida; Haemosporida; Plasmodiidae. The coding region runs from base 1 to 6276 and encodes 2091 amino acids. The transcript has a single exon.
AUGAUUAAAGAUAACAUAAAUUAUUAUGAAAGGAAAGAAGUAAUUAAAAGGAAUAUAGAUGAAGCUCGAUCAAAGCUAUUUAACAGUAUACCUAAACUUUCGUUAUUUCAUUUAAAUAAUAUAGAAUAUAAAAAUGAAGAAAUAAAAGAGGGUAAACAAGUUGAAGGUGUAAAAAAAAAAACAAAACUUUUAGAUAAAACUAAAUUAAAUAAAAAAAAAAAUAAUGUACAAAAAAACGAAAAGGAUAUAAAAUAUUUCAUUACAAAUAAUAACAAAUGUACAGUUUUAAAUAAAACAAUAAAUCGUUAUAAUCCUGAUAAUACACAAAAUAAAGUAAAAAAAAAAAUGGCAUUAACUUGCAUGGAUAUAGAUAAUUCUACAAUUGAAAAAAAAACAAAUUUAUUCGAUAAUAUUUGUCUUGUGAAAAUAAACAAAAUCCAAAAUAAUGAACCAAUGGAUGUCUAUAAAAAGGAAUAUACAACUCAUCAAAAAUGCAAUAAAGAAAUUAGCAGACAAAAUAAAGAUGGUAUUAAAAAUAUAUACAGUAAUAAUAAAUAUUCAGAUUUACCAAAAUUAAGGAAAAAUGUUUUAGACAAAUUAAAUAAUGCUGAUAAAAAAAACGAUCAGUUAUUCACACUUUCUUUAAAUGUAAAGAAUAAUAAAAAAAGUAAAUUGAAUUAUAUUGAUACAAAGGAAAAAAAUUAUAAUAAUAAAUCUCAAUCUCAUAUUGAUAAACCAAAUGUUACUCGUACAAAUAAAGGCGUUGUGAAAAUCAACAAAAUCAAUAAAACUGAUAGAUUGUAUAGUGAUAAUAAUAAUAAUAACAAUAAUGUAGGAAUUAAAAAAAAUGGCAAAAUUAGUUGUACUUGUGAUAGGGAAAGAAGCAAAAUGCUCAACCAGUUUUGCUCUGAAAAAAAUAAUAAAAGUAAUAAAGAAAAUAAACAUUUAGCUAGCUGUGAUAUUAAAGGGAAAAAAAAAAAAAAAAUAAUAAUAAAAAAAAAUAUUGUUGUAAGUGGAAAGGAAUAUUUAAAGAAAAAUAAUUUAAAAAUUAUGCCAAAAGAAGUGAAAAGUAUAAAAAAAGAAACAGACAGAAAGUUUUCAUUACAAAAAUUGACACAUUGUAGUAAAAAUAAAAGUGCAAAUAUCAAUGAAAAGAAAAAAGAAAAAAAAAUACGAAAUGAUGCAUUAUGUCAUUCCAUAAAAAACAAAAGAAAUGAGCUCGUUACUCAAUUAAGAAAUAAAACAAUGUCAAUCAAAUAUUCUAUGGAAGAAAAAGCAUAUAAACCCAUCAGGAUUGUAUCAAAUAUAACUACCAAAUUAAAUAAUGAUAUUUAUGAUGAGGAAAAUAUAUCUAAUAAAAAGAAAAUUCAAAAAACCAGCAAAAUUUGUUUAGGAUGGAAAAGAGAUGAUAAAAACAUGGGCAUAUUUUCGUAUAGCAGUGAGACUGAGCAAAUUGAAGAAACGCAUAGAAAUAGAAAUGAAAAAAUAGACAGAACUAUAAAAGAUGAGCUUCUAAUAAAUGUGGAUAAUGAAUUAAGAGACAAGAAAAUGAAUUCCGAAAAUUUUCUUUGGGAAAAAAACAGUGUGCCAAAUAAAUAUGUAAAUAAAAAAUAUAUAAAUGAAGAGGAAAAUAAUUCUAUAAAUAAUAAUAAUAAUAUAUUGAAAAAAAAAAGAUCAAAAAGUUUAAAUAGUAUAAAUGAAAUAUCUCCUUUUAAUUCUAUACUAGUUACAAAUGAUCUUAGAAUAAAAAUGUGUUAUAGCAAUAAUUAUAUAGAUAUAAAAAAAGCAAUACAUGAUGAUAAUAUUAAAAAUAAAGAUCGAAAUAAAAAAAUGUCUAUAUCAAUAAACAAUUAUAAUAUAUUAAAUUCAAGUGAUGAUUUAUUUUUAAUUUCAAUGGAUUCUGAAAAAACUAAAUCAAGUUAUACUUUACCAAAAAAAAAAAAUUCACAUACAUCCAUAAAUAAUACUAGCAAUUUACCACUUAAUCACAAUUCUAAUAAUGAAGAAAAAAAAAAUGAUAUAGAACUUGGAAAUAAUUUAUCAAAUAAUUUGUUAUUUAAAACAGAUUUGUGUAUAUGUGACAAUAAUAUUAUAUGUAAGUAUUGUAGCUAUAAAAUUCAAAACAAGUUAACUUAUAAUAGACAACUAUUUAGUAGCAUAAAAUUAACGAAUACUAAUAAAAUAGAAGUAUGGGAUGAUGAAAUUAUGGAUUCCAUAUUUUAUCCUGAAAAUAAGAUGGGAAACGAAAAAAUGGGAAGCGAAAAAAUGGAAAGCGAAAAAAUGGAAAGCGAAAAAAUGGAAAGCGAAAAAAUGGGAAGCGAAAAAAUGGAAAGUGAAAAAAUGAGAAACGAAAAAAUGGAAAGCGAAAAAAUGGAUGGAAAAAUAUCUGCAUAUUCUUACUCUGAUCAUAAAAAUGAAUUAUUUGAGUUUAAUAAAAAUAUACCAUCAUAUUGUAACGCUUUAACUGAAUCAAAUAUAUUUAUUUUUGACAUAAUUAAUGAAAAUUGUUCAAAAAAAUUUAAUAUAGAAUCUAUAAAAUUAGUAAAAAGAGAAAAUUGCUAUCCAGAAAAUAAUUCAAAGUUUGUAGAAAAAAAUUAUAAUUGUAAUAAUACACGUAGUGAUGAAAUACAGGGUUUAAAAAGAAAAGAAACUAAUAAUUUAAAUAAAAAAAAUAUGAAUUUUUAUAAAAAUAUAUUUCCAUCUUCUGAACAAAAUGAUAGUGCAACUGAGAUGAAUAAUUUUGUUGAUAAUGAUGAUAAUAAAUAUAACGAAUAUGAAAAAAAACAUAUAAAAAUUAAGAUUGGAAAAAAUGUUACAAAAGCUAAAAAGGUGACUGAUAUUAUUACAUUGAAAAAAACUAAAGCUAAACAUAAAGAGGUUUUAACAAAUAAUAAUGAACCAUCAAAAAGUAAAGACAAAAAAAAAAAAAUUAAAACCAUUUGUACUAACAAAAAUUAUGAAGAUGAAAAUAAAAACCAAGAAAUUAUUGUUAAAUCAAAGAAUGGAUGUAUAACUAAUUUAUCUCGUGAUACAAAUUCAAGAACAAAGAAAAAGGAAAAAAAACGAACAAAAAAACAAAAUAGUAACAACAAUAAUAAUAUUAACAAAUAUGGAAAUAAUUUAAUUAUGUGUCAUUUAAAAAAAGAAGGAAAAAUAAGAAAAAAUGAAAAUAAUCUAUUAAAUAUAUCAAAAGAAAAUACUAAAAAUAAAUCUAUAUCUUUGAAUGGAAAAAAGAGAGAAAUAAAAGAUAAUAUAGAUAAAAUAGAAUUAAAAGAAAAAAUUUUAACAAAUAAAAUUUCCGAAAAAUGUAUAGAUUCAUUAAUGGCUUAUAGAUGUAAUUUACUUAAAGAAGUGCAAGAAGAAGAAAAUAAAAUAUCAACAAAACAUAUUUGUGAAUUUCAUCAUAGUAAUAUAAAUUUUAAAGAUGAUAAAAAAAAUCAAAUAAAUAAAAUGUCUAUAUUAAAACUUUUAAUAAGUGAUCAAAAUAAAAAAGGUUAUAUACGAAUCGAAAAAGAAAACAAAAUAAUAAAAAAAUUAAAUACUAGUUUGUGUGUUAAAAAAAAAAAAAAAACAAAAAAUGGACGAAUAAACAAAAAUAACUAUCAUUCAACCAGAGCAAACACAAUUUUAAAAAGAAAAAGUAAAAUGAAAUCUUUAUUAGUGAAUAAAAAAAAAAACAGAUCGAAUAUAAAAAGUAUUAGUAUGAUAAUAAAUGGAAAUUUGGAUAAUUUUAUGAACGAGAUUGGAUAUGUAAGUAAUUGUAAUAACAAUGGAAAAUCUCACACAUUUGAAAAUGGUGAAAAUGGUGAAAAAAAUAAAACAAAAAAUUCCAAAAUAGUGCAACGGACUAAUUUAUGGGAAGAAAUUCAUAUGCCAAUUUGUGGAGAAAAUUAUAUUGAGGUUUUACCAGAUGACCAAAAAUAUUUGUGCUUAAAUGCUGAGAAAAAGGAAAUAAAAUAUAGUGUAUAUACAAAAAAAUAUAUAAAAAAAAAAUAUAACCAAAAAAAAUAUAACAAAAAAAAAUAUAAUAAAAAAAAAUGGAGCAUAAAGAUGAAAAUAUUGUACAAACGUUUCCUCUAUCAAACAAAAGACAACACUUUUUUAAAAAUAUCACAAAAAUUAAAUUCUCCAGAAAUUCUAACAAAAAAUAAUCUUAUCUUCUAUAAUUGUGAUGAUGAAAAGAAAAGGUACAUACAAAAUGAAGCAGAAACGGGCACACAACUUAACAACAAAAUGUGUGAUCAAAAUUGUGUUAAGGGUGAUUAUGUUAAAGAUGAUUGUGUUAAGGGUGAUUAUGUUAAGAGUGAUUAUGUUAAAUAUGAUUAUGUUAAAGGUGAUUAUGUUAAAGAAAAUUCUGGGGUAACAGGAGAUACAGAAAAGGAUGCAAGUAUGAUCAAAAAAAAAAAAAAAAAAAAAAAAAAAAAAUUAGCAUUAGACUAUGGAAAUGACAAAGGGAAAAGUGAAAAUAUUACACAUGAAGUUAAAAAGAAAAAUAAAGAAAAAAAUAAAAAAACAAAGUGUAAUAAUAUAGUAACAAAGUGUAAUAAUAUAGUAACAACCCAAAAAAAUGAAACAAAUUUUACAAAAAAUAAAAAACCCUUAAACAAAUUUAAUAAAACUAGCUAUAGUAGUGAAAAUGUAAUAAAAUUAGUAAAACCAUCUAAACGUGAUAUUCAAAGUGCAGACAUUUAUAGUCAUAAAUAUGAGUCGAAUAAUCAAACUAAAUUAAUAAAAAUGAAGAUGUCUCAAAAUGAAGCAAGCACAAUAAAGGGGUCUCAAAAUGAAGCAAGCACAAUAAAGGGGCCUCAAAAUGAAGCAAGCAAAAUAAAUGGGUCUCAAAAUGAAGCAAGCAAAAUAAAUGGGUCUCAAAAUGAAGCAAGCAAAAUAAAUUAUACCGAAUUGAAUAAUAACAUUAUUGACGAGGAUGACGACGAUAUAAACAAAAUAAGUGGCGAAAAUGAUCAAGAUAUAACGAAAAAUAAAAUAGAGUUAAACUUUUGUUUUGAAGAUUUCUUAUCAUCUAGUUUGAAACAAAAACUUAACCACAGUAAUAGUAGCACAAAUGUUAGUAGUAAUAGCGAUAAUAUGAAAAAGUUAAAAUAUGAAUUUUCUUUGGAUUUAGAAAAAUAUGUAUUAAAUCAUCCUAUCAAUCAAAUUAGCUUAAAAAAAAAAUUAAAAAAUGUUGAAUCAAAGUUUGUAGAAAAAAAAUGUAAGGAUAGAGAAUCUGAAAAUGUAAAUGAGACAGGAUAUGUUAAAUUCUGUGAAUGUGAAAUAAUAAAUAAGAACAAUAAUGGUAGUGCUAAAAUGAAUAUGGGGAAAAUCGAAGAAAAAAAAAAAAAAAAUGAUAAUUCUUUUAAAAUUAUAAAAGCUAUGGACAAAGAUAAAUUAUUUUGUUCCAACCCGUUUUAUAGAAAUCAUAUUAUUAAUGAUAAAAAUGAAAUGAAAAAUAAAAUGUUUAUGAAAACAAUAAAUAUAAAAGAAAAAAUUUCAAAUAAAAUUCAGGAAAUAAAAAAAAAAAACACUAGCCUUUUUAGAGCAUUUUCUAUGAAUAAUGUAUAUAAAACAAUUUUUUCAAAAGAUCCAAUUCUUCCCACAUUUGAAAAUUAUAAUACUACAAAAAAUAAACAAAAAACAAAUUCUAAUUAUAUGAAUAACCGUAAAUGUAAUUCUUAUGAAUUAAUCAAAACAAAAAGUCUAGUUUACAAAAAAAAUGGUCAAGAAAAAUGUAGCGGUGGAAAUCGUCUUAAGAUUGAAGACUUCUUAAACAACUUUGACAAAAAGAGAAAUUCAAAAAAUGGUUAUAUACCAACUAAUGGGUAUAUAUAUAAUAAUAGUAGUAGUAAUAAUGGCAGUAGUAAUGGCAAUAAUAAUGGCUAUAAUAAUGGCUAUAAUAAUGGCAAAAAUAAUGGUAGUAAUGGCAGUAGUAAUAAAAAAAUAUUUUUCAAACGGUCGAAGAGUGCAAUAUUAUUCAAAAGAAAUAACUCAAAAAAAAUUUAUGAAAAAAAAAAAAAUAUAUUACAAAAUUUUGAUAAAGAAAGUCAAUAUGGAAAGAAUUGUACAAACAAAGAAAUAGACACAAACGUGAAAAAAAAUGAAAAAACAAUAAAAAAAUGUGUCUCUAUGGUAAAUGAAUAUUUUAUAAAAAAUAAUUUACCAGUAAAUAAAAGCUUGAUAAAUAAUUCAACAAUAUAUAAAAAUAAUUUUUUUUCAACCCCUUGUUUUAUGUUUGAAAGUACUUUAAAAAAAAAUACUUCAUUUCCAAUAGAAAGACAUUAG